Molecule: messenger RNA, 4104 nt
Organism: Exophiala spinifera
Lineage: Eukaryota; Fungi; Ascomycota; Eurotiomycetes; Chaetothyriales; Herpotrichiellaceae
Exons: 1
Coding region: 1-4104 (1367 amino acids)
Source: RefSeq, a predicted model, not a curated record
AUGUCCCAAUCCUCCCACCGCUCGAAAGCGCCCAGCCGGAGCGUGAACAGCCUGCGAAAUGGAGAUAGGUUGUCUAGAGAGUCGUCCAGGGUUCGACGAAAAUCGAUCAGCAUAAACGAUGCCUAUCUGUAUGCGUUAAGGGUGGCCUACCUCUCCUACUUGCUUCAGCCUCGCACAUUUCGCAAGAAACAUGUCGAGACCAAGCCUGCCAUCCAUCGCGCAACCACCACCUCCUCCUUCCACGAUCUAAUGAACGAUUUCACCAUUGUGCGAGACUCCAAAAGUACGAGAUUUCCUCAUGACUUCAUCAAAGAGCUGGAGAAGAGGUUGCAAGGCAUCCUUAUUGGCAAGGAGAGGCGCCCGGAAUACCAAGAUGCUGUGGUUAAGCGGACGUUCGCCAUUUUCCUCAACACACUGUCGGAUCCUUCAUUCAAAAAGCGGAUGGAUGCGGACAGAAGAGUCGAGGACCUGGUAUUGAUCUUCUUUUCUAACACAACAAAAGAGCUGCAACGUGGAAAGUCACCUGGCGACGACGGGGUGAAGCGCAUGGUCGACCGUCAUGUUGCCCUCUUCGUCCGGCUUCUAAGUCUCAUUUUGAAAGACCGAGACUGGGCAAAAGACAAGCCUGAGUUGGCGUCUCGAUUGCAGACAUUUGAGUCGAAGCUCCUCAAAGGAGACGAAAAUCUGGCUGCCACACAUCUCAAUGGACAAAGCAGUGUCGUGGAAGAAAUGGUGCCGCGUAGCUACGAUGUCAAGGAUAUGCCUUUGGUGCAGGUGGUUGGACGAAUCUUCGGCUUGACCAAUACUAUGAUGCAGUCAGAUAUCGACAAGUAUAAGCCGGUUUGGACCGAAAAGGCCGCGCUUCAAGAUCUGAAGACAUACCAGCAACAUCUCAAUCUCGGUACCAAGUUGACCCUCAAUUCCGGCGAUUUCGACACUCACGAAGCGUAUGAAUUGUGGAAGAAGACCGAAGGACCGGAACUUUCUCAACUCAUGCUUGCGAUUGUACAAGCAAGUCCCGACCUAGCCAAAAGUACCCCAGGCGGAAGUCUGCCACAAUUCAAUCCCCAAGGUGCUGGACCUGCUUCCACAGAAUCUCACUACGCAGAAGUGUCAAGACUUCUCUCUCAUGACUCCUCCUCUUAUGUUCUAGAUCUGCCGGCGGAUCUGGGCUCGCUUGAUUUGAAUGCGGAAUCGGCCCAGCGCGAUAGUGAACCCGGCCAUGUUUAUACCUUUAUACCUUCAGAUGCCAGAGCCAUGUUUCGAUUGAUAAUGCUACAGGCUCUCAAUCACGACCUUAACGACGAUACGAAUGACGGCGCAAGUGGUCAAUUGUUUUCGAAAAAGACCACAGAGUUGCUCAACGAGAUUGCAUUGAGAUGGCGAAUACCCAAGUUUACCCGCAUCGUACUUUUUCUGGAUGUGGUCCGCGAGAAGUUUGUGGAACAGGCCAUUGGGCUGGAAAUGCUGGACGCCGCCUUCAAUUAUGUGAAGGAACCGCUCCAGGAAGAUUCGAAAAACAAGAGAGCAUCUCUCAUUAUGAGUUCGGUCCUCUACGAUCGAUAUAAUUGGACGAUAUCUGACUUUGCCUUGAUGGGCAAAGUACUCGGUGCACUACACGAGACGCUGCUUCGAGAUCUUUACGAGACCAUGAUGACCUCCUUUGCUGAGAAAGCUCAGUUGCCCAAGCUGGGUAUGAUUAUGGCGAUUAUUGAUGAGCACAUCAAAAGUGAUCCAAACUUUACGCAAAAUUCCGAGGAUUUCGAAAAUUUCAAGAAUGCAGCCAUUGAUGGUCUUGCGGCUGAAGCUCGAAAACUGUACGACCGUCUUCUCGACAAGGAGCUGCCUCAAGAGAACGAAAAGUGGGAGUUCUACCACAUUCAACAGGUCGCAACUGGCGUAUUGAAACUUGCCGAGAAGGUGCAGAAGAGAUUUCGAAAGAAUCCAGAGAUCUUGGGCAUCAACCCAUUAAUGAUUCUGCUGAAUUGCACCCUCCCAGCCUUCGCAGAAGACUCAAAGGCUAUAGUUGAGUCAGUACUUACCACAGCUCAAAGGAAUCAAGUGGAGAUUAGCAUACAAGACGGAUUUGACCUCUAUAAGGAGCUCAGUGAGUUUCGACGAGUACACGCGGAUGCUCUUCCGCAUCGUCCAUUCCCAUACAAGCUAGAAGACCUACUUGCUGAGUUUGUCUGGAAAUGGAUCCGUACCACCGAAGAACAAGUUAUUGGCUGGGUCGAAGGCGCUGUCAAACACGAUACUUUUACUGUGAGAACCCAGAAUCCAGGCGAAGUACCAACCGAGGAUGAGCGUCAUUCAACGUCCGUCAUGGACAUCUUCAGCUCUUUCCAUCAGAUCAUUGAUCAAAUCGGGCAGCUUAACUGGGACGACGACUUGACCUAUGCGAAGUUUCUCACCGCUGUCUCGAAGGCAAUUGGAAAUGGUGUCGCGAGAUAUUGCGAAUUGUUGGAUCAGAUGUUCGGUAAAGAGAUGGACCGACUGACGCCAGAACAAGAAGCUGCUGCCAACAUGACCAGACAGGAGAAAUGGGUACAGUUGGCAAAAGACACAUGGAACAACAAAGAAAGAGUGGAACCUUUCCACUUCUACCCUCAAUCUUUUGUGAAAUUGAACAACAUUUCUUUUGCCAUUCAGGAGUGGGACAAACUAGAGCACGAAGUCAAUGUGGACGCAUGUGCUGAGGUUAUCAAGAAGCAUACUCCUCCAGCUGCCCAACGGCCUCGGAAGACUACGAACUAUGUAUUCACCAUCAAGAUUGUGGAGGCCGAGGACCUCAAAGCUUGUGAUGUGAACGGAUUCAGCGACCCGUAUGUGGUUUUAACUGAUGAAUAUCAAAAGAGGCUGUCGAAGAGCAGGAUCAUCUACCGAAAUUUGAACCCUCGCUGGGAUGAAUCAGUCGACAUCACGACACAAGGCCCUUUGAACCUUAUUGCAACGAUCUGGGACUGGGAUGCCGUUGGUGACCACGACUAUGUCGGACGAACCUCCCUGAAGCUAGACCCAUCACAUUUCAGCGACUUUCUACCUCGCGAGUAUUGGUUGGACCUCGACACUCAAGGCCGACUUAUGGUUCGUGUGAGCAUGGAAGGUGAACGAGAUGACAUUCAAUUCUAUUUUGGGAAAGCCUUCAGGAAUCUGCAAAGGACUCAGCGAGACAUGACGAGAAAGAUCACCGACAAGCUGUCUGCGUACAUCAAUCAUUGUCUCUCUCGACGAGCGCUUCGAUCUCUCCUCAACCGUGGCAUAUCUAUUUCAAGCGUCUCCAACUACUUUGCACGGAAUCGUGCCUCGGUGAUGCCCGCUUCAGCAAUGCCGACUGAUGCCGAGAUUCUCAACGCUCUCAAACCUCUCUUUGACUAUUUUGACGACAAUUUUGCUAUAAUGCAGCAAACUCUUACAGGAGAGGCCAUGAUCGCUGUGAUGACUCGACUCUGGAAAGAAGUCCUGGUGACCGUCGAAGGUCUACUUGUACCUCCUCUGUCCGACAAACCGUCUCAGCAGAAGGCUUUGACCCAGCAAGAACUUGACAUUGUCUUCAAAUGGUUGCAAAGCCUUUUCGAAUUCUUUAACGCUGUUGAUGAGGAGACCGGUGAGGCUAAUGGGGUGCCGGUGAAUGUCCUGAAGAACCCCAAGUAUCACGAACUACAAAUGCUGAAUUUCUUCUACUUCGAGCCGACAGACAGUCUCAUCCGAGAGUCGGAACGUAUGGCAUCGGCGACCGCGGCGAGUCAGCAAAUGCAACGCUCGAGGUUUAGUGCGCCGGCGAAUCUGGGAACCGUGGGCGGGGGGCUACUCAAUCCGGGCAGCAUGGCCGGUGCAAGACGUGCUAAGAGCAUCAUGCUUUCACGGAAUUUGGGGACAAUGCGUAAGGCCAAGGAGGAGAAGUGGAAGGCUGCACAAGCAGAUCCGAACGAUGAUAUGAUUCUGCGCAUUCUCCGCAUGAGGCCCGAAGCGACUGGGUACUUGAGAGAUCGAUCACGACAAAAGGAACGUCUUGCGGCGGCAGCGGCAGCGGAGAUGAUCGUACGACAGAGUCUGCUUGCCGGUGGUGGUAGAAUGACCGGUCCAAGUGUGAUGAGAAGAUGA